Vigna radiata var. radiata (mung bean) is the source of this 3089-nucleotide messenger RNA. Its product is annotated as probable xyloglucan glycosyltransferase 12. Lineage: Eukaryota; Viridiplantae; Streptophyta; Magnoliopsida; Fabales; Fabaceae. Gene Ontology annotation, cellular component: Golgi apparatus. Gene Ontology annotation, molecular function: glycosyltransferase activity. The transcript has 5 exons. The record is from RefSeq and is a predicted model, not a curated record. The coding region runs from base 548 to 2677 and encodes 709 amino acids.
CUGUGCUUGAAGACUUUGAGGGGUGAAGGUGUUUUCUGGGUAAUAUUUUUGUUGAAUGGGUAUUUCUUUUUCAUUGAAAAAAGAAAUAUUCUCGGAAUCAAAAGAUAAACGUGUUGAGCUGUUACCCUUUCUAAUCCCACUUUCCAUUUUCAAAUUUUCAUUUUCCAAAAUCUCGCCUCCUCCCUCGUAAUUUUUCUUUUUAAGACACCGUUUGUUUUGAUUGUUGUUGAGAGGGUCUGUUCUGUACUACUCUUCUAAACAAAUCACAGUUUUUUCUCUUUCUAAAACAUUCACCCUAUAAGCUUUCUCCGAAUUUCACAAUAGCUUAGCCUCGCUCUGCUUUCUUCUUCCACGCGUCUGUCACCGUUAUUAUUUCUCAGACUCAUUUCGGUUCUUGACAAUGAGAUCAAACUCUCAGGAGUGUACCAUUGCUACUCUUUUUCUCCUCCUUUAGAUUUAUCAUUAUUAGAAAAAAAAAAAUAGAGAAAGGGGCAUUGUUAUAUUUAACAUAAAUUUUGGUUAUCGGUUGGUGAGAUCAGAGAAGAAAAUGGCACCACCGUUGUUCAAUUGGGGGGUGAAGGACACCCACAGGGGAACUCCUGUGGUGGUGAAGAUGGAGAACCCAAAUUGGUCGAUGGUGGAACUGGAAGGUCCCGAAGAAGAUGACUUAAUGACACCAACUUCUCCUACGGGUGUUUCACGAGACAAAGGAAAAGGAAGAGGCAAAAAUGCGAAACAACUCACCUGGGUUCUUCUCCUCAAAGCACACCGCGCCGCCGGUUGCCUGACCUCCCUGGCGCCGGCAUUGUGGGGGCUCGUCGCCGCCGUGAAGCGCCGCGUCGCCGCCGGAAAAACCGAUGCCGACACCGAUGGCGGGAGAGAGCUGGAGAACCCCACCGUGAAGACGCGUUUCUAUUUCUGCAUCAAGGUUUUUCUGUGGCUUUCCGUUUUUCUCUUGUUUUUCGAGGUUGCUGCGUACUUCAAAGGGUGGCAUUUCGUUGCGGCGAGGAUUCAGUUGGAGCACUUUCUGUGGGUACCCGCUUUUGGACUCAAGGAUUUCUUCGUUUGGUUCUACGCGAGAUGGGUUUUUGUUCGCGUGGAGUAUCUCGCUCCUCCCCUGCAGUUUCUAACCAAUGCGUGCAUCGUGCUUUUCCUUAUUCAGAGUGUGGAUAGACUUGCUCUGUGUUUGGGGUGUUUCUGGAUCCGGUUUAAGAAGAUCAAGCCUGUUCCUAAAAGUGGGGAUGCAAUUGUAGAUCUUGAAUCUGGAGAAAGCAAGGGUUUUUCUUUUUUCCCAAUGGUUCUUGUGCAGAUCCCCAUGUGCAAUGAGAAAGAGGUUUAUCAGCAAUCGAUUGGUGCGGUGUGUAAUUUGGAUUGGCCGAAGGGGAAGUUGUUGAUUCAGGUUUUGGAUGAUUCCGAUGACCCAACGACGCAGUUGCUAAUAAAGCAGGAGGUUCAUAAGUGGCAACAAGAGGGUGCCAACAUUUUGUACCGGCAUCGCGUGAUUAGAGAUGGGUACAAGGCCGGGAAUUUGAAAUCCGCUAUGAAUUGUAGCUACGUUAAAGAUUAUGAGUUUGUUGCAAUUUUUGAUGCAGAUUUUCAGCCUACUCCAGAUUUUCUAAAAAAAACGGUUAUUCACUUUAAGGAUAAUGAUGAAUUGGGGCUUGUUCAAGCAAGAUGGUCCUUUGUGAACAAGGAUGAGAACCUCCUAACGAGGUUGCAGUACAUUAACCUGUCUUUUCAUUUUGAGGUAGAGCAGCAAGUGAAUGGGGUUUUCCUUAACUUCUUUGGGUUCAAUGGAACUGCUGGAGUUUGGAGGAUAAAGGCUUUGGAGGAAUCUGGUGGUUGGUUGGAGAGAACUACUGUUGAGGACAUGGACAUUGCCGUUCGAGCUCAUCUUUAUGGCUGGAAAUUCAUUUUCCUCAAUGAUGUUGAGUGCCAAUGUGAGAUACCGGAAUCUUACGAAGCUUACAGGAAACAGCAGCACAGAUGGCAUUCUGGGCCAAUGCAGUUGUUCCGCCUUUGUUUGCCUGAUAUUAUUCAGUCCAAGAUAAGUGUGUGGAAGAAAUUCAACAUGAUAUUUCUCUUCUUCCUUCUUAGAAAGCUGAUCUUACCAUUCUAUUCGUUCACCUUGUUUUGUAUAAUUCUACCUAUGACAAUGUUCGUGCCGGAGGCUGAGCUUCCUGCGUGGGUUGUGUGUUACAUCCCUGCUGCCAUGUCCUUUCUCAACAUUCUUCCGGCUCCGAAGUCCUUUCCCUUCAUUGUCCCUUAUCUCCUAUUUGAGAACACCAUGUCAGUUACCAAGUUCAAUGCCAUGAUCUCAGGCCUGUUCCAGCUAGGUAGUGCAUACGAGUGGGUGGUCACUAAGAAAUCUGGUCGUUCUUCUGAAGGUGAUUUGGUUUCAUUGAUUGAGAAAGGACCAAGGCUUCAAAGAGGGUCCUCAGCACCUGAUCUUGAGGAAAUAAAAGAGGAACUUAAAAGGCAGGAGGAGAAGACCUCUAAGAAGAAGAAAAAGCAUAACAGAAUAUAUAUGAAGGAACUUGCUUUGGCCUUUCUACUCCUAACAGCCUCAGCAAGGAGUCUCCUAUCAGCACAAGGGAUCCAUUUCUACUUUUUGUUAUUCCAGGGAAUAUCAUUCCUCUUGGUUGGUCUUGACUUGAUUGGUGAACAGGUGGACUGAUAAAAAACGAAAAAAUUGACACGACUGUGUACUUUUUUACAUGCAAGAAUUAUAUGGACGGAAAAGCAAAAAGGUGGGAAAGAAGCCAGGCCUUAUGAAAUUACUGAAGGCAAUGUAUUUGGGGGCACCGGAGAGUGUAGAGGACCCAUAGUGCUGCUUUUUCUUGCUCAUGCUCCUCCCUCCGGGCUCGUAAAUCAAAUCCACACCCAAUACGAUAUCAUUGUGUUAUAUUAUGGACCGAAAAGGGUUUAAUUUGGAAAUGGGUGCUGCUGUUGAGGCCAAUUCAAUGUGUAAGUUUAGCCUUGUUUCUUUUGUUAUUUGAUUCUUUUUUUUGUAAUUUUAUGUGGAUUCUUUUGUAAGAAAAUCUGUGGUUCAAACUUCGAACUUUAAACAUCAUUUGGGACCUUUUCUA